Aspergillus heteromorphus CBS 117.55 is the source of this 1599-nucleotide messenger RNA. RefSeq names its product zincin. The record is from RefSeq and is a predicted model, not a curated record. Gene Ontology annotation, biological process: proteolysis; cell-cell adhesion. The transcript is spliced from 2 exons. NCBI's taxonomy places the organism in Eukaryota, Fungi, Ascomycota, Eurotiomycetes, Eurotiales, Aspergillaceae. Gene Ontology annotation, molecular function: N-acetylgalactosamine binding; zinc ion binding; oligosaccharide binding. Gene Ontology annotation, cellular component: phagocytic vesicle; protein complex involved in cell adhesion; cell surface. Bases 1 to 1599 code for a protein of 532 amino acids.
AUGGCACCAGAAUUCAGCCGCGCUUGCUUCUACGGCUUCGAGGAUGGUGUCGAUGAUCACAAGGCCAUUCACAAGGCCAUUGACGAAAACCCCCGUAAUGCAUCCACCACGAUCCCGCUCUGCGACGACGAUGGCGGGCCCGACUCGGGCCCUCUAGAGCUGGCCAUGUUUACCAGCACCUUCUGGAAGCCCGGCCGGGAGCUGAAGAUCGGCUUUCACUCGGGGACAUCCUGGCAACACGACAAAGUCAAACAAUACGCCCCGGAGUGGACCAGACAUGCCAAUCUAACCUUCACCUUUGUGGACACCCCCGACGCCACGACGGACAUUCUGAUCGACUUCGACGGCACAAAGGGGUCCUGGUCCCGAUUGGGAGUCAAAUCCGGCAUAUACAGCGGGAGGGGAGAGCCGUCCAUGAACCUGGGAUGGAUCACCGACAGCCAGCCUGACAGCGAGAUCCGGGGCGUGAUCCUGCACGAGUUCGGCCAUGCCCUUGGCGCGGUGCAUGAACACCAAAGCCCCCGGGCGUCGAUUCCAUGGAACAGGGAAACCAUCUAUGAGGAUCUGGGCGGGGAACCGAACAGAUGGACCAGAGAAAAGGUCGAUCAAAACAUGUUCGCGCACUAUAGCCAGGAUCGGGUCCAGGCCACAGACUUCGACAUGGCGUCGAUCAUGCUGUAUUACUACCCAGCGAGCUGGACCACGGAUGGGAAAGGCACCCCCUACAACACCGAGCUCUCCCAGUCCGAUAAAGACUACAUUCGCUUCUGCUACCCCGCCGACGGGCUGGACGCCGGUCAAUUCAGCACCCUGGAGCUCCGCGAAUGGAACCAGCCCACCCAAAACAACGAAAAGGUCAAGCACUACCACGAACGAUACCCCAGUACGCCGGGGAUAGUCACCGGGUUGAACUGGCUGGAUAUAGACGCCGGGGCCAACAUCCGCGCCAAAGCCGAAGUGCUGCACGCGGACCAGAAGAAAUUCACCGCCAGCAUCAAGGCCUGGGAAAACACCGUACUUUACGCCGCAGGCAUGACCUGGUUGGAAAUGGGGCCGCGGUUUCAAUUCGCACAGCAUGGUGGGUUCAGCACCGAGGAGCUUCGGGGCGAGGACAGCCAGAGCCACAGCCCCCGACUGGAGAACUCCAAGGCUAUCGUCUGCUUCCUCACGGGCCUCGACAUCGAUAAGGGAACCAAUUUCCGUGUGAAGACCUAUCCGUCGCAUGUCACUGCGGAUGGCUUCACGGUCAACAUCGACUCGUGGGCCGAUACGGUUCUGUACGGCGCGAGUGUCUCCUGGAUGGCCUACCCGGCGGACCAGCCCGGUGUCACCAGCGGCCGGUUCUCCACCUCUGAUAUCCGACGCUGGGAUCGGCCUCAGCAGGAUAAUUCCUCGUCGGUCGCAUUUGACAGGCCCUUUUCCAAAGUGCCCAAGGUGUUUAUGGCUCUCGAUGAGAUUGACUAUCAGGCCGGUCACAACUUACGGCUUCGCGUCAGUACAUCCUUGGUGACCCCGAAUACGAUGAACUGGCAUUUGCAGGCCUGGGGAGACUCGGUCAUGUACAAGGCUGCAGCGAGUUACUUUGCGUGGGAAAAUUGA